UCCGUUUCCCAGAAGUCUCCAUAAGGCGUCUCCACGGCUGGGGCGGAGUAAGGAAGAGCUUCUGCGCAGGCGCAAUGUUCAGCUGGCGCUGGGAGCGAGCUGCGGUGUGCCCCGGGAGCCCAGGGAGAGGCGCACCACGAGAUUUACUGUCUUUCAGUUUUGCCCUUCCUCGAGAGGACAGUCCAGAGGAAGAGGGAAUGGCUUCUGUGGUUCUGCUGGCCAGAGUCCAGGAGGCAGUGACAUUCAAGGAUGUGUCUGUGGACUUUACCCAGGAGGAAUGGGGGUUCCUGAGCCCUGUUCAGAGGGAGCUCUACAGGGAGGUGAUGCUGGAGAACUACAGGAACCUGGUAUCCCUGGGGCUUCUGGAUCCCACAUCAGGCUCCAUCUCCUGGUUGAAAGAAGCAGAAGAGCCCCUGGCACAGGAUCUGCAGGGAAGGGCCCCAAGAAGCGCCCAUCCACCUGAAGGAGGCAGUUCCGGCAGGCAGCUAGGAGCCAGCACAUGGAACAGCCCGUCUGGGCCGUUGGCAGUUUCUUCAUUUGCCACCCCCGGAUCAGGAGACCUUUAGGCCCAUGGUAAACAAUGAAGAGGAUGGUUGAGUCAAGAGAGUGAAGACCUAGUUGUAGCCUUAUUCCUCAGUCACUGUUGUCUCUGGCAGUUGACCUCAUUUUGGGGUGUCCGGAUCUGCCACCCUAGACAAGGAUAUUGGUAAGCUCAAGACAGUGCAGAGGAGAGCGCUCAGGGGUGCAGGGGACCCAGAUGUCAUGAGCGUCAGCCAGAGAAGCUGGGAAGGUUUGAAGAGAAGGUUCAGGGGGAAUGAGAGCCAUGUGUUAGUAGUGGAAGGGUUGGCAUGUGAAAGAGGAUGGAAGUUUGUUCUGCUUUGCCCCAGAGGACAGAAUUAGGAGCCAUGUGUAGAGAUUACAAGAGGAAAAUUUAGGUUGAUGUUAAGAAUUACUCCCUAAUGAUUUGAGGUAGCCCACAGUGGAAUGGAAGCCUUUGAGGGCACCCUGGAUCGUUACAAUGUGUCCUGUAUGUUCUAGUUUAGAGAUUUUUUUUUUCUGGUAUGGGCUGGACUAGGUCACCACUGAGGUCCCUUCCAGCUCUAAAAUUCUGAUUCUGUCAUCACUCUUCCAUUUGUCUGCCCUUAAAUACUGGAAGACAACUCCCAUGUCCCCCAUUAGACUAUUUUUCUCUAGGCCAGAAUCAUCAGGUUCUUCAGCCAGUUGUCAUGUGAAAUUGGGGCCCUUCACCAUCCUCCUUCCCCUGCUUUGUUCACCAAACUUAACAGUGUAUCACCUAAUUUAUUACUGAAAAUGUAGUUUGACCAAGGCUGAGUAUGUAUAGCCAGUUUAUUAUCUCACUAGUCUAAGCAUCCUAUGCCUCUUCUAGUGUAGCCUGAGAUUGCUUGAUCUUUUCUGGGUUAGGAUGACUGUGGUGAGGGUCAGCUUAGCUCUCUGAGGUCCUUUAUAACUGAAAUUAAAAUUGUUUUCAUUCUCAA
Phascolarctos cinereus (koala) is the source of this 1496-nucleotide messenger RNA. NCBI's taxonomy places the organism in Eukaryota, Metazoa, Chordata, Mammalia, Diprotodontia, Phascolarctidae. The record is from RefSeq and is a predicted model, not a curated record.